AUGGCUAUUGGCCAUCACCAUAAUCAUAAUCAUACCUUGGCUACUGAGUUAGUCAUAUCCAGUGUCGACGGUGAAAGUGCCGGUAAAAGUCGGGGACAGUUGUUUGUGUCAAUACUGAUGAUGCUAUGGGACGCACACGGCUACUACUGGUACGGCUACGAAGUGGUCGGUUGGGAUCGUAUACCCCGAACAGGGCCGGCACUACUGGUCUACUAUCACGGCUGUAUAGCCAUGGAUUACAUGCUAUUGGUAACCAAAGUCCUGUUCGGGAAACAUCGGGUCAUUCAUACAGUUAGCGACAAUUUCUUGUUUAUGAUUCCCGGUUGCCGACAAUUGAUGGUCAAAUUGCGGGCACUACAGGGCCGGCCCAACGAAUGUAUACGCCAACUAAAUGCUGGCCAUUUGUUGUCGAUAGCACCGGGCGGUGUACGCGAAGGCCAGUUCGGCGACAAUCGGUAUCGACUCCUAUGGAACAAUCGCCAAGGGUUUGCACGGGUAGCCCGUGAAGCCCGGGUACCGAUAAUACCCCUGUUUACCCGUAAUCUACGCGAAUCGUUUCGAUCGGUCAAAUGGUGUCAACGGUUACUGCGGCCACUGUACGAGUGGUCGCGGCUACCGUUGGUACCGUUUUACGGCGGUUUUCCCGUCAAACUGACUACAUAUGUAGGCGAACCCAUACCGUAUGACUCCGGGGUCAGUGUCGACCAGUUAGCCCUACGGACUAAACGGGCGGUCGAGCGUCUGAUUCGGGAAAAUCAGAGAAUUCCCGGCAAUAUUUGGGACGCAAUUUGCGAUCGGUUUUAUUGA
Molecule: messenger RNA, 807 nt
Organism: Oppia nitens
Lineage: Eukaryota; Metazoa; Arthropoda; Arachnida; Sarcoptiformes; Oppiidae
Product: transmembrane protein 68-like
Exons: 2
Coding region: 1-807 (268 amino acids)
Cellular component (GO): membrane
Molecular function (GO): acyltransferase activity
Source: RefSeq, a predicted model, not a curated record